GUAAACCAUGAGGACAUUGGCAUUUAUUGAAAACUUCAUCAGCACCGUUCCAUUUGCGAUGGGUCAAAGUAUGACAAAACUGAAGAAGGGGCUUGAAGGUCAAAGCAAUUUAAUUUCUAAGUUGAUGAAAAAACAUGAAGCCAACAUUCCUUUUAUCGAAGAUACGAUGGCAACGGAUAUUGAAAAAGUGCUGGAAACGAAUCAAAAGCUUCAAUUAGCUUUUGCUGAGUUGGAUGAGCAAAGCGAGAAAAUCAAUAGUCUGGAAACACAACAACACAAACUUGUGGCAGAGCUUUCAAAAAUGGAGAUUGAACGUUCAAAUUCUGCCAUUGAGAUUAUGAAAAAGGAUAAACAAUUGAGGACGACUGAAGAACAAUUGAUAAUGAUGGCUAACUUGGGAGAGGAGCUUGGAAACGACGCGAAACGAUAUAGGAGUGAAUUGGAAUCUGCUCACGAAGAGCUCUAUCAGACAUACACCAUCUUUGACAAAGAAAAAUCCGAUCUGUGUGAGCUGAUUGAGGAACAAACAAAGAAAUUGACAGAAUCGAAUGCCAAGCAGGAGUCCCGUAAAGAGUGCCCGAUUUGCUGUUGGAAUUAUGACAACGAAGAUAGACUUCCCAGAGUAAUGGACUGCGGUCACACUAUGUGCCACACGUGUAUUAUCAGUACCAUCAACGAGUCCGAUACAGAACCAAUUUGCCCAUUUGACAGAGAGCCGAUGUUUGGACCCAUCACACUUGGCCCACUUGACCCAUACCAGCUCCCACAAAAUCGUUGUAUUAUGGAAUAAUUGAUUUAUUUAAAUUAUUUUUUAAAAUUUCAAUCCAGCUUUAUAUGUAUGUUUUUUAUAUUACGAGUUUUUAGGUAGGUUUUCGAUUAUUGUAGCUUUUAGAUUUUUUUAGUUUAUAUGUUUGAUUUGGAAUGUUUUAUAUUAUUUAUUGAUGCAUGUUUUAUUAUCGCCGAAUGUAUAUUUUUUUAUAAUAAAGGUAGAAUUGAAGAA
Molecule: messenger RNA, 1000 nt
Organism: Caenorhabditis elegans
Lineage: Eukaryota; Metazoa; Nematoda; Chromadorea; Rhabditida; Rhabditidae
Gene: T01G5.7
Product: RING-type domain-containing protein
Exons: 2
Coding region: 8-790 (260 amino acids)
Source: RefSeq, marked reviewed